AUGGUGUUCAUUCACAGACUUUUCCUUCUGUGCUCCUGUUUCCUUGUCGCCGCCUGUCUUGCCACCUACGAUGGUCCUGGACAAUACAACUACGGUGUCAACGCCCGCCUGCGACUUCGCAAACGGCAAUACACCCAGUCGUUCAUCGUGAGCAGCCUCCCCCGUAUCGAUGGCAAACCGCAGUUGAGAGUUGAGCUCCGAGAUCUGGAAAAAGACGAGGACAAGUGGAAUUUGUACCUUCUCGCUCUCAGCUGGAUGCAGUACACGGACCAAGAGUCGCCCUUCUCGUGGUACCAAAUCGCAGGCAUUCAUGGCGCGCCUGGCCUGACCUGGGCAGACGUCGAGCCGGUUCCCGGUAGCGAGAACACCGGUUACUGUACUCAUGUGUCGAUCCUCUUUCCGACUUGGCAUCGACCCUACAUGGCUCUUUACGAGCAAACGCUCUACAACAUCGUGCAAUUCAUUGCCACGCUGUACCCAUCAGACCAGUUGGAGCGAAUCCAGAAGGCAGCCGAUGCCUUUCGUAUGCCCUACUGGGACUGGGCUGCCGCCCCUCCAGAAGGAGAUAGUGUCCUCCCUCUGAGUGUUGGUGGCUCCCCCAACGUCGAGGUUUCUGGCCCAAAUGGAGUCCAGGUCAUAUCGAAUCCUCUCUUUAGCUACACAUUCAAGCCAUUCAACAGCUCUACAUUCCCGGAUGCACCCUACAAUACCUGGAACGAAACAAAACGUGCUCCUCACCCCGAAACCGAUCCCGGCGCCCUGUCAAAUGACUCUUUUGUGGCACUCGCACUAGAUAACCACCUGCCGAGUUACCAACAGCGGCUCUACAACCUGUUUGCAAACUACCCGGACUACACGAAUUUCAGCAAUGAGGCUUGGAUUCCCUUCGGUGACCCUGGUACCCUUGAUUCGAUCGAGUCCCUGCACGAUUCAGUCCACACUACCGGAGGCGGUGGAUGGGGACAUCUAGCCAUAAUCGCAUAUUCUGCUUUCGACCCUCUGUUCUUCUUGCACCACGCCAACGUCGACAGAAUAUUUGCGAUGUGGCAGGUCAUCCACAACGGCUCAUACGUGGUACCGACGCCGGCUGUCUACGGUUCCCAUACAACAUCUGCCGGGGAUAUACAAGAUGUGGAUACACCCCUUACGCCGUUCUUCUCCAACGAAACAUCGUUCUGGACGUCGGACAUGGCACGAGACCAUGAGGUCUUUGGCUACACGUAUGCCGAGGUUGUCAACAAGAACCGCACGGAAGUCAUCACCGCGAUCAAUAGACUGUACACAACGUAUAGUCCGGUUAACAUGUCCAUCAAUAGCAGCCAUACGCUGUCAUCUCGAGCUGGAACCACAGCACGGGACCACAGACUCGCUCCAGACCAUUCAGGACCUCUGAAGACCAAGGCUGCUAGAUGGAAUAGGCAUACGUCAACUCACCCACCAAUGGAUGCAGUCUUCAUCGACAACACUUAUCGAGAAUGGAUUGCCAACGUCCAAGUCAACAAGCACGCAAUGAACACCUCGUUCUCCAUUCAGAUCUUCCUGGGAGAAGCCCCCUCGGACUCCUCAUCCUGGCCUAUGGCCAAAAACCUGAUAGGCACUCUUGGGGUAUUCGCCAACAAUGGUCCUCAUGGUGGCAUGCAGCAAGGCAAGGUCACCGGAGCUAUUCCACUGACAUCAGCACUCAUGAGCGCCAUUUCCGGAGGAGAAGUUGCGAGUUUGCGAGCAGGCGAUAUGGAGCCGUUCCUGAGUACCUACCUUGACUUGCGCGUGUCGCUCCUCGACGGUACUGUCGUUGAUGCCACCGAGGUCGAGGGGCUUCGCGUCAGCAUCGUCAGCUCAUCCGUCACCGCACCCACCUCAGAUGACAAGUUGGCAAAAUGGGGUGCAGUUGAGACGCAUUUUGAUUUGUUUGCAUAA
Messenger RNA from Anthostomella pinea, 1917 nucleotides. NCBI's taxonomy places the organism in Eukaryota, Fungi, Ascomycota, Sordariomycetes, Xylariales, Xylariaceae. The record is from the annotation of a GenBank genome assembly.